AUGCAACGGGGCAUUGCCAAACACGCAUUUCAUCAAGUGCAUAGCUGCAGAGGCAAACACGCAGAGCCUCGGUCCUUAUCUUCAUGUUGUGUGUGUGCCCGUGGGUUCUGGAAGGAGGACCUUCGACCGGUGAAACUGUUUGUGACGCCGCUUGGAGCGACGGAAUUGGAUGAGGUGAAUUUGGAAGACCCUGCGAAUGAUCAAGAUGAAGCGGAGGAGGAGGAGAAGGAACAAGAUGACGGUGUGCUUAGUAUAUCUCCUCAAGCUGUUGCAAGAUUGCAUUCGCACAUUUUCGAUGUAUAUCGUUACUCCAGACUGUGGCCUUUGAUUCCUUUAGCCGAACUUUUGGCUAGUACUGUUGAACAUCCGACUGGCAAAGACAAAGCAGGCCGAGCUUGGCGAUGGUUGCUGAACACAAAGAUGGUUCCAUCGCGGCUCGGUCCCGAUACUGUCGUGGAUGUUUGUAUGGCUUGCUCGCAGAGCUUGACGCGCAAGGUGCCACAGAUGCCCAAGUUUGCGCUUGCCAAUUCUUUGUGGAUUGGUCGUGAACCUGUCGUGUUUCGCAAUCAAGGCAAGAAAUUAUCUCCUAUGACAUUCUUACUUCUUUCCUUGGGCCGUGCUGUGGUGCAAAAAAUCAUUGCCGAGAAAGACAAGCCGGGGAGAAGGCAAGAAAAACAAAUGGGCAUGCGAAGCAACACUGUAGCAUUUCCGCAAGCUAAGAUACGAGAAUUGGUAUCCACUGAACUGCCUGCAGCUUCGAUUGAGACCCACCGUUAUUUGUCGGACAUCGUUUGUGACAAUGCAAAGGAACAGUUCAUGGAAUUGGGCGCCACUUGUGCUGCUGUGCGUGCCCAGGCUACUCGGGUUGCAGAGGCUGAAGCUAUGCCUGUGAAGUUGGACGCUCCUGGAGACACAUCUGCGGAUACUGUCGUGGUGACUGUCGCGGAAGCGACUGUGACCGAUGCUGCGGAGACGGAACUGGCGGCGACUGCCGACUGUGGAGAUGACAGCGGUGAUGUUGGCUCAGUCCACAACCAAUCGCUUGAUGCGGACGAAGAGCAGCCGCCGCCUGGCUUUCAAUGUGUGGCGGGAGAACUGACAAGCGCGGACUUGGACGUGGAAAGAUGUUGUAAAGAGUUUGCUGCAAAGUUGCAACUUCUGGCCGCUCGGGCACAGCGUCUUGGUGGUAGUGAUGAUGCUGUGGAACAAGAAUUGACGAGCUUGAAGGCCCUGGCUGAAACGAUGUCGAAAGCUGAUUUGCAAGCAAAGCUGGAUGAAUUGGUGCAACAGAUGGAUGCUGCGGAAGGUGCCACUCACAGUUCGACGGGUAAGUGGGUGCAGGUUGUCCACACUGGGAGUGAUACCCUGUCGAUGUAUUCACCUGAAUUUUAUCAGAAAUGUUUUCCGGAAUUAUUUCCGUAUGGUGAUGGAGUAUAUGGCUUACCGCGGGACACUCCUCUGACUUUCCGCGAGUGGGCAAGCUAUCUGUUAGCAAGAGUUGAGCUGGAGUAUGAAAUCUCCGACGUAGCCACCUUUGAUUCUCUGCCAGAAACGCCGUUCCAGCCCCCUAUCAUUCCACGCUGGCAAGCAGAUUUGAAUUUUCUUGCUAUUGCUUCUGAUUCUUGGAAACGCAUGGAGAUGGUGCGCUUGGCUUCCGGACAUGUCCGGCGGAAGAAAUUCAAAGAUUCUCUCCGUGCUGUCCUGGAUUGUACUUCUGCCAAACUCAGCACCGCUUUGCGUGAGCUUGGAGAUCAUGCGACUAUGGGUGAUGUGAUGCGUUCAGCCAAGGCAGACACUCGCCUCAGAGAUGCGAUAUCGCAGCUGUUAUUCUUUUCGUCCGAUGUGGUGGGAUCGGAUGGGGCGAGACAGCAGCUGAGACAUGAGCAGAACGGUGCGAUGCUGAUGUAUGGUGGUGUGCAAGGCUUCUUGACGCCGAAUGUUGCAGACACGCGAAAUCCAUUGCUUGUGAUUCUACACAAUGGCAAUGUCGCUGCUGCUGCUGGUGGACUGACACCGGAUGGCACAUCGGAGAAGUACUUGGUGAAUUUGCUGGACGAGGAACUCACCAUGCCUUCUGCCAGUCGCAUGCUUGAAAUAUUAGCAGAAAACCCUGUUGCACAGGCCAAAUUUUUCAUCAUCAGCAUGCGUUUGUUCUUGGAACACGUUCUUGGCGUGAUGCCGUUUGACGACCAACUUCGUGCAAAUGGUAGUCGGGCAGGGGUCAUCUACGCAGAUGGAGCAGCUGCAAAUUUUAUGGGCGGUGCCUUCCCCGCUGUGCAGCAACUUCACGGACCCAUUGAGGAACAAGCUCGUCUCGCGUGCCAUCCCCAUAUAGUUUUGCAUUUUGCCAAUCGGACUUCUCAAGCAUGGCUUCGCUCGGUUUUGUUGGCUGAGACGGACGAGGCCAAAGCUUUGUUGCGCAAUUGGCAAGAGAAAACUAUUUUGGCCGUUGAAAGCAUCAUGUCCUCCUGUGCAGGCACAGUUCGAUUGCACUUUGAAGAAAUUCCAUUUCGAGAAGACAUCGACUUGAAGCCCCAGCCGUACAGUGAGAAGUGGCGGGAAGAAGAUCGUUUUGAUGGCGGUGCAGAAGAAGAUGUCAAGGAGCCCGAGAAGAAACGUACUUCUGUUACGGUGGUGCCACCUGUGGUCGAUUAUCAUAUAUGGAAAGCUAUGACAGGAGAAUCUGCUACAUCUUUUGAGGAGACAAAGCAAAAGGUGAACAUCAAACAUAUCCCUUUGACUGGAUGCGUCAUGGCGCGCUUGCCACAUUAUCGUCUACCGGUGUCAGGGUAUGCUGCAUGCAGUUGCUCACUAUGUGCAAAGGCUCGGACAGAUGCUGAGGAACGUUCGACGAGUGGUUUUCCCAUUGAUGCGAAAGAAGACAUGCAGCAACAGUAUAUUGCGAACUUUUGCGAAGACUUGCAUGCUGUGUGUGCCUUGUCUGGCCACCUGCACGAACACAAGAACAUGUGUUUCAAGUAUGUUGUGGUCGCAAGGACCGGAAAGGACCCUUUGCUGCCUGUGUGGACCGGGGAAGGUUGCCGCUUGACUUUGGCAGCUAUGGUGGCGCAUCGUGGCAAUUUGAACUAUCAGGAUUGUCGUCGAACGUUGACUGCUGGCUUUGACAGGGAGGAACUUGACUUGUUGCGUGAUCUGGGCGCAAAUUCUAUGCCGAUGUCGUCUGGAAGCAGUGGCUCAGUCCCUGGCACUGACUUGUUGGCACGACAAACAAAGAUUUUUGGAUCGGAUGCAACAGGCCAGCAGCAGCGAGUGCGCUUUAGAGUUGUCAUUACUUCCGCUUUCAUUCUUGCUAAUGAAUUUUGGACAUACCAGGGUUUGCAGUGGAUUGGCAACUCGGAUGUCAGUGACCGUGCCCAGAAAAUAGCAGCCCAGUUUUUGGCACCGUAUCUGGAUGGCCUCAUGUGCAAAAGGUUGAGUCGGACAUGUUUGGCUUUGUACCGGUUGGAGUUUGAGAGAACAGGUGCCGCCGAUGCUAAUCGAGUGGGCGAUCGAUUUUUGAGCCCGGAAUGCAGACUUCUUCAUGGAUAUGUGAAAGAAUGCGUCGUGGAAAGCAUUCGCACUGGUAUUCAAACCAGUUUUUAUACUUGCGCCUACACCACCAAACCUUCCAUGACGUGUGGACCCAUGCUGAAGCAUUUGACUCAUGGGAUGAAGAAUCUGGAGGAGAAAAUGCAAGCUGAAGCCGAGCAAGAGGAAGCUCAGCGGCUUCAGCUUGCAUACCCGCUGCCGGCGGUGCGAGAAGGUCGAGGCUUGACUGCCGAGCAGCGGGAGGCCCGACGCCGCUUGUGCCGCCUUUGGACUUCAGCGAACCACGCAGUCAUGCAUGGCUUCUGUCUCAUGUCUCUCCAGCUUAUGACAGGCCGUGAAGUGUUACGGACGCACAUCUUCUGGCGCAUCAUGAUGAAGCGAGUACUUUGGGGCGUGUUUGAAGAAAUGCGCAGAAACGCUGAAAAACUCGCAGAUUCGUUUGAGCUACAGACAACCGCUGCAGUCGAGGACAUUGAGCUGCCGCCUGCAGGGGCACAAGCAGCGGACACGCGGGCCACUUCUUUCUAUGAGGACUACUUGCAUCGAGGAAUCGCAGAGCCAUUAGCUUCUAUGAACUUGUAUGUCUAUGCAAUGCAUGUCAGUGCUGUGCCGUUACAGGAAGCCGGCAAGUUUGACCAUGGUGAGUUUGAUUUUUCGGAACACUAUGUCAAAGCGAAGACGCAUGUGCAGGUUCUUCAUGCGGCUCCUCGUAUUCCUUAUUUGCAUGGAAUAUCGAUGCCCACAAAACAGAAAGAUCCAGACAUGUGGGCUGCCGUGCAUAUUGCCUUACUUCGAAAACAUUGCUGUGAAGAUGAAAAUGCUUGCGGUCAGGCGAGCGCUGUUCGCCAUAUUCACAUCUUCCCUGGAAAGUCGCGUGUGCGUGUGGUGUCUCCUGGCAACGAUGCUCGUAUAGUGCGAGAUUCCACUGGUGUGCUGGCGGAAUGGAAAGCUACUGAAGCCCGUGUGCAGUGCUUGGCAGACCGCGCAGAUACGCCCUGUUCGAAUAUGUUCGUUGUGGAUGUAACUGCUUUGCGCCAAUACAAAGUUCCUGGAACUGUGGAAAGCUGUGAUGUCUUGGAGUCUUUGCUGAAGAUGUUUACAGAGCCAAAUCGCCCAAAGACGCGUCGCACCUGGAAACAAGGUCGGCGCAAGCGGACAGUCUGCAGUACCGUACCGCUGGUAUCUGAAAGGAUCCUUGGAAAUAUUUUCGAUUAUGUGGGUCAUUUGACGACAGAGGACGGUGAAGCUGUUUUGCUCGGGAAUAGUCCGGAACAUUUUGACACUUGUGUGUUGCAUCGACCAGACUUGGCUGCUGCAAAGCGAUGCUCUUACGGAUGGCAUAAUGAACAACUGACAGCCGCGGAAUACGUCGCCACCAUUAGCCGAGAAAUUUCCGCUAAUUUGGAUUUCAUGGCUGAAGCUCGGCGACGACCCAGACCUGGUGUUUUGCAUCCAACUGCCACCGAUGAGAAAGAAGAUGUGGGUCUACAAGGUGAAUUCGUGAAUGUAGAGGAUGUGGAUGACAUUCAAGAUCCAGAUGCAGACGAUGUGGAUCAAGACACGUCUCUUCGACCGGACAUUCAAUACAAACCGAUCUUGCAUGUGGCAUCCAAUGAUUUAUUUGACAUGGUGCAUCGCAGGAACGUGGGCUCGGGUCGGGCAAGUGCCAGCACCAAACGUUCAGAAGAAUUCUUGCGUCAAUAUGGUGGAAAAUAUUUGGAUAUGAAAGAAUCCCGUCCUUGCGCACGGGCUCCUGACACGGAUGUGCAGAGGCGUGCUACUUUCAACGUCGUUGCUGGCUUGAAGGCGCAGAAGUUUUUACAAGAAUCUCGAAAAGAAAAAGAUGAAAAGUUGAUGGACGCAUCAGAAGAUGAAUUCUUGCCCGGAAACGCUAGUCUUUUGGAAGUUCCCGUGGGCAUGGCUCCUGAGACUGAGGUACUUGUUCUCUCUCCUGCAGACAUGGCGUUGCGACUGUUGCAACAACGUCUGCCGACACGUCAGGCUGAUGGUACGUACCAAAUCUCGCCAGAUCAGUACAAGGCAUGUGUGUUGGCGAUAGCGCCCCUGCAGAAAUUAUGGGUCAAGGCGGGUGAGCAUGAUCUGCAGCAUUGUUUCCGCGCACGUGGCCGCCUUCGCGAGUUGCUGGCAUUGGUGACUCCGGACAUGAUUGCUCGAAUCUUCUUGCAUGGACCUGGUGGCUCGGGGAAAACCUAUAUGCUCACUCGAGUGAUACUGCCGGUUUACGAACAUUUCUUGCCCAAGGCGUCCAAAGGCAUCGCAGCGCAGAACUCCGCAGCUCGCUUAAUCACAGGUGCGACGUUUCAUUAUAUGUCUGCACUGAAACGAUCUGCGGAGCUCGGCCUACAGAAGCCGUCGCGGGACAGAAUGCAAGCAUUGGAGCGUCGAUGGCAACAUGUGGCUCUGGCAUUUCUAGAUGAAAUUUCAUUGACUCCUCCUUCUUUGCUUGCAGUUUUGGAUGACGCAGCGCACUGGGGCAGGCAGUCUCUCUUGAAUUCGUGCUCCAGUGGCUCAGUCCCGGGGGGCGGAUCCAUUCCGGCGGCUCCGGCACUGGGGAAGAGGAAGACUCGGAGAAGUCGUGAUGCUGACGAUGCUUCUGCAGCUGGACAUGAUACAUUGGGAAACAUCUUUGGCUGGUGA
Molecule: messenger RNA, 6207 nt
Organism: Cladocopium goreaui
Lineage: Eukaryota; Dinophyceae; Suessiales; Symbiodiniaceae
Source: the annotation of a GenBank genome assembly